AUGGCUUCUUUCGACUCUGAGUACAUGGCCGAUCCGCCGGCAGGCCAAGGCCGGUUUGACGCCGGCACGAUUACGACGGGCGCGUUGAUCCUGGGUGCCAUCCUGACAGCCAUUUCAAUCCUCUUCGUCAGCCUACGAGUGUUUACGAGGCUAUCACUUGUCAAGAGAUCACUUGGCCCCGAUGAUUGGUUUAUUGGUCUUUCACUUGCUCUGGCAAUUACCUUCUAUGGACUCUCCAUCCAGCGUGAGCACGCCAGCUUCCGCGCUUUCAUCGACAUCUAUCCUGACUUGCAGAUCGUCUACUCUCUCAGUGUCACGACCGCAAAAAUGUCUCUCCUCGUCCUCUACCUACGCCUCUCGCCCGAUCGUAUUUUCAGAAUAGUGGUCAUGAGCUUCAUCGCAUUUACCACUGCUUACGCGAUCGCGUAUCUGUUCUUAAUCAUCUUUAGCUGCCGGCCGGUCCAGGCGUCAUGGGACCUCACGGUCAGACCGGGCUCGACAUGCAUCAACAAGAACACAAUCUACCUUGUCCUUAGCGCAACCAACAUCGUCAUGGAUAUCGUCUGCCUUAUCCUCCCACUGAAGAUCAUCAUUCCUCUGCAGAUGGGAAAGCGUCAAAAGUGGUCACUGAUCGCACUUUUCGCUACAGGCGGCUUUGUGUGCAUCUGCGCAAUCCGACGAACGGUUCUUCUUCCACCUUUGUUUAGAAGCCACGACCACACAUUCGACAUCGAGAAACAGCUCAACUGGGCCUGCGUCGAAGUCAACGCCGGAAUCAUCUGCGCAUCUGUCCCGGCACUGAAGCCUUUCUUCAUGCGCUACCUACCGAUGUUUGUACAUUCCCACAUCACAGGCACCAGCAAGAAGUCGAAUCAGAACUACCAAAACUACCAAACGUCGAUGCCGUAUUCCACGACCGUGGAGAACAACAAGAAGCGCCGGAACGUCCAGUCAGAAGCGUACGAGUUGCAUUCACACGACGACCUAUCUCUGUCAUCAUCGAACGAAGUGCAGAAGAACACAUCCCACGAAGACGUUGCGAAGCUUUGGUCGGGAAACGCCUUCCGGACGGAUCGAACGAGUCAUCGGCGCACGAUCAUCGAGUCAAAGCCGACAAAUACGGACAACAACAGUGUUGAUAGCUUGGGAGGGAUACACCCGGUGGCCGAGAACAGCACAAACUCUCGAUCACAAUUAGAUCUCCCGCAGAGAGCGGCUAGCGUACAUGGUCUUGGGGGGAUCACGGUUACAACGGAGACCAGAGUUGUUUAUGAGCAAUCAUGA
This is a messenger RNA of Colletotrichum karsti, 1284 nucleotides long. RefSeq lists its product as uncharacterized. The record is from RefSeq and is a predicted model, not a curated record. The transcript has 4 exons. NCBI's taxonomy places the organism in Eukaryota, Fungi, Ascomycota, Sordariomycetes, Glomerellales, Glomerellaceae. Bases 1 to 1284 code for a protein of 427 amino acids.